AUGACUGAUGCUGAUUCCGGAGAGAUAGGCACUGACACAUUAUCAGUUUCUGGAGAGUCUUCAGCUUCAAGGGUUUCAUCAGCAUCUAAUGAGUUAUCUGCUGAUGUGGCUAACGAAUAUCCUCAUACUUUAUCGUUCAAUAUCUCUAGCAACAUCAGAUCCACAAGCAGGAUUCCAAUCCUCUUUCCCCGUGAUUAUGAAGUUUGGGCGUUGCACUUUGAAGACUAUGUUCUUGGUAUUGAAGAACAUGGAUCAACUAUUUGGCAUGCGAUGACUCAAGAGACUUUUUCGCACAUUGCGAUCAGGAAGGUUAUAAAGACUCAGGCUGAUUACAACGCUCUUCUUGUUGAACACACCAAUGUUCCUCAAGAUGAAAAACAAAAGUUGAUGAGCAACAUCAAGGCGAUGAGACUUAUACGCUUUGCUCUUCCACCAUAUAACUUUCGUCUCAAACAUGAUAAGAAGCUUGAUCAAACGUUCGAUCGCUUCAACUACUUACUAAGUAGAAUGCUCAGAUACAAUCUAGAGCGAACGGUCAUUAAACAAAAAGUGCCGUUUAUGAAUGGCCUUAGGUCAGAAUGGAAAGCGAUUGUGUCCACUGUAAAUGCACAUGAACAAUUCAAGAGUUAUUCUUUGGCGAAGCUUGUGGGAAUUCUGAGAUCCCAUGAGGAUGAGGUUCUGAAGGAUGUGAAGAUUGUUGCUGGCAUGGGUUCCCUAGCAUUGGUAGCGAAGAGAAAGAAGGCGACUGAAGAAGAUUUAGAAUUUGAUCUCUCUGACAGUGAAAUCUCCUCUAAAGACAAGGCACUAUUAGUCUCCAACCCUACAAGUUCUACAAGAAGAAUUUCUCUUGUUUUCGGAAUAAACAUAAGCAGGGUGGAAAUUCCAGUUCUAAAAAGGCCAGAGAUGAUGGUUUCAAGAACUCUUAAGCUGAUGAAGAGAAAAAGGAGAAAAAGGUUCUUGGUGAUUCUUGCUAUGAAUGCAAUUAUUGUCAUGGACGAAAGUGCCGAAUUUGGACGAGUUAAAGUUUGGUCAAUCAAAUUGGAAGAUGAUGAGAGAGGUUACGCAAUUGACGGCGGUCAAAAUUCCAAAAGUUUCUUCACAGCAAAGACUGUUUCUAAGCAGGUGUCAGAUUGCGAGAGGGUCAUUGAUAAGUUGCAUCAUGAUUGUGAAAUAGGAAAAGGUUUGCACAAUAUGAUUUUGCCCUUUAUUGAAUUGAAAGAGGAUGAAAUCGACACAGAUUGUUAUGAGUGCGAAUCCAUCGUUUCUUCUGAUGAAGUUUCAGAUUCAUAUAAAAUUGGACUUGAGAAAAUAGAAGAACACAUUAAGUCCAAAGAACACAAGAAUAUGGUGAAACAAAUAAAACACUUUAAUGAUGAAAACAUUUCUGAAUUUGAUGAAAGUGAUAUGAGUGAAAUUUCUGUGGGGGAUGAAAUAGAUUUUUUAAAUGAAAAAGACACAGUUUAUCUAAAAGUACAAAUAGUUCCAAAUCAAGUAUUUGUGAAAACUGGACUGAAUAAAAAGGAUACUUCAGAACUAACGUCCCUUGUUAAUGAUGAUAAUGCUGAUGAUUGUGAUGAAUUCUUCUGGUCAGAACCCAUAGACAAUGCAGACGAAACAAAAGGUCUUUUUGAAAUGACCUCAUGGAAAACGAAAGGUAAAUACGUUUCAGAACCACUGAAUCGUGGCAAAAGUAAAGUUGUUUCGGAACUUGAGAUUUCUCUUGAGGAAUACGAAGCUAACUCGAAAAAGGAGGAAAAGGAAUUGGCGAAAAGGAUUGCUAAGAAAACCAAAGAAUUUAUUCAACAAAAAUCUAAUAUAUUUGAAAUUAGUCUUGGUGACGAUAAAUCGGAGGUUAUGUGUGACGAACAGGAGGAUUCAGAAUGGUAUAUUGACAUCGGUUGUUCAUGUCACAUGACUGGGAGGAGAGAAGAAUUAAAAGAAUAUAGAUCGUUGAAGGAUGGCGAUAGAGUAAAAUUUGGAAAUAACGCCGUAGAGGAAAUUAAAAGCUGCGGGAUGAUUACGAAUGGAGAAUUCUCUAUUCAGAAGGUAGCUUAUGUAGAAGGACUACAAUACGACCUAAUAAGUGUUUAUCGAUUGGUUUUAGGUACAGGGCUAAAGGUGUCGUUUGAUGAUAAGGGUUCAGAAAUUGUUAAAAAGAAAUCCAAGCUAUAUGAAAAGGUUUCAGAAGCAGAUUGUCAAUCUGAGGAGAUCUUUCCUUCAAAGAAUCCUAUGACUAUUCCUCUCUCAAACCUGUAUGAGAAAUUUCUGAAUCUGUUUGAUGAGCCUGACAAAUCCACCUCUUCUGAAUCAAAGGUAAAGGACAAUCAAGGGGAUGAGUUAAAUAAAAUUGUCAAUGAAGUUGCUAAAAACAUCGAAACCUCUCAGGAGACACCAAUUCUGAAAGCUUCUGAUCAACAAUCUCAACCAGCAACUUCUGAUGCUCAUUCCAGGAGGAGAGCUCCUAUUCCACCUCAAAUCUUAAUGCUCCAAACCAGAGGGAGAAUCCAAUUCUAA
Molecule: messenger RNA, 2514 nt
Organism: Lactuca sativa (garden lettuce)
Lineage: Eukaryota; Viridiplantae; Streptophyta; Magnoliopsida; Asterales; Asteraceae
Source: RefSeq, a predicted model, not a curated record